Molecule: messenger RNA, 2196 nt
Organism: Colletotrichum chrysophilum
Lineage: Eukaryota; Fungi; Ascomycota; Sordariomycetes; Glomerellales; Glomerellaceae
Exons: 4
Coding region: 1-2196 (731 amino acids)
Molecular function (GO): protein binding
Source: RefSeq, a predicted model, not a curated record
AUGAUGGCUUCCACGCGCUCCGCGUUGUUCGCGGCCUUGGUCGGCCUCACGGCUGGUCAGUAUGAAGGAUGGAUGCCCGGACAAAUCAGUGCAAGUAUGUGCUACUGGGAAGCACCAAGAGACAACCCGUUCGGGCUUAUGCUUUCGUUCAACUUCAGCAACCCGUUCGAUCUGGACACUAACCUCACCAAACUGAUUCAAACUACAUCAAAGGCGCCCGGUGGAUCCGGCCCCGUCGGUAGUUACUCCCCUAACAGGAUUGAUGGAGCUCUUCUUCACAACGACGCAGAGUUCUACCUGUAUGGAGGUAAUCUCCAGAGAAGGACAGAUGCCUCGGAGGCGCCAGACGAUUCCAAGGUCAUUCUCUGGCGUCUCUACGAUUAUGGUCCAGAGAAGGGGCUGUUCAGGAAUGGCAGCGGUCAGCAGACCUUUCCCGACGGCGUCUCGCCGUUGGUAACUUACGGAGCAGGAGUCAGCGCUCCAUCCGAAAACAAAGCGUGGUACAUCGGUGGCAUGCGUUCACCUGUCUGGGGCGAGAUCUACCGGUCCAGCACCAACAAGUCCAACGUCGCCAACACGACGUCAGACUCACUCAUCACCCUUGACAUGUCGACACAGCUAUCCGAGACGUUCUCCAACAAGACGUUGGAAGAUGUAAAGCCAAGAGCAAACCCAUCAGCAGUUUGGGUUCCUGUCGGAAAGCAAGGUAUCCUGGUCGUCGCGCAACAGAGUCCCGAGUUCACACAAAAGAUUGAUAUCUACGACAUUGCUGCGGACAAAUGGUAUCAACAAGAGACUACAGGCGGACCUGGCGCCGUCACCCGAGGUUGCGCCGUCCUGGCCACUGCAGCCGAUCGCUCCAGCUUCAAUUUGUACUACUAUGGCGGCUAUCCUGGUGUCAGCCUAAGUGAGGGCUUCAGCGAUGCUGUCUGGGUUUUGUCCAUGCCAUCGUUCCAGUGGAUCAAGCUGAACGAUGGCAAGACGCUACAUGCCCGCGCCGGUCACCAAUGCGUGAUGCCCUACCCGGACCAGAUGUUGGUCAUUGGAGGAUACGCGCAAACAUCGGGUGCUGGCAACAGACCCUGCGUCCAAAACUUUUUCCAUGUCUUCAAUGUCUCGAGCGGAGAGUGGCAGGACAGCUACAGUCCCAGCAAGUGGUCCAACUACACCGUUCCGACCGCCGUUCAGAGCAAGAUUGGUGGUGACGCCCAGGGCUCGGCAACGGCCACGACACCGGUGGUAUCAGGAGGCUGGGCUGAUCCGAGUCUCUCAGCUGUCUUCGCCGCCGAGUACACAACAAAAAUCAACACAUGGUACCCCUACACUGAGGCGAAAGAGACUGACCGGCCGAUUGUUGACGAUCCCGGCAAUGGUAACAACAAUGGUGGUAGUGGCGGCACUCCGAAAUGGGUCGCGCCCGUUCUAGGAGUUGUCUUAGGUCUCGUCUUUAUCACUGGCAUCUUGGUCGGUUUCUGCCUUUGGCGUCGUCGCAAGGUCCUCAGGCAGGGCAACGGGACUGCGACCGCCACUGACGACAACGGAUCACGCAUCAUCUCCUGGAUUAGAGGCCAGCCCAGUGAGCCUGCCAAGGCGCCGACCGUCACGACUGAAGAGACCCCGUCCACUCUGGAUAUGGCAGAGGUUCGCACGCCGCCUCCUGCUCCUGCCGUUUCUCCGGCACCGGUUAUUGCCCAUGAGAUGGCCGAUGACCACAUUGCCGAACUUCCUGGCAACAACGAGAACGCAUCCUCCCUCUCGCGGUCGUCGGGCGUUCUCGGCUUCCAGACCCGUGCGCAGUCCCCCGAACCCGGGCCGCCUUCCCCGCCUGUCACCCACUCCACCCCAGCCGGUCGCCACGACUCCGAUGUCUCGGGUCUGAGCGACAACGAGACUCGGCACCUGAGACACAUCAGCCAGGCGACGGUCAGCUCGGCAUCAUCUGGUGGCGAGCAAGAGGUUUCCGGUGCGCAGCAGGGUGCUCGCGGGGUACCCGCGACGGUACCGGAGACGCCUACACCUGGUAUCCCUGAGACACCAACACCGGGACAUCCGAGCCCUCUUAGUCCACCAACAGGAGCUUCCGAUGGCGAGGAUUACAUCUCGGCGAGGAUGUUGCCGGUCAGUCCCGCUGGAACGGGCACGCUUAGGAGGAGUAUGUUCCACGAGAGUGAGGAUGAUCUUGGGUCCAAGAAGUAA